This is a messenger RNA of Anopheles maculipalpis, 1317 nucleotides long. Its product is annotated as gustatory and pheromone receptor 32a-like. Gene Ontology annotation, cellular component: neuronal cell body; dendrite; axon. NCBI's taxonomy places the organism in Eukaryota, Metazoa, Arthropoda, Insecta, Diptera, Culicidae. The transcript is spliced from 7 exons. Gene Ontology annotation, biological process: sensory perception of taste. The record is from RefSeq and is a predicted model, not a curated record. Bases 1 to 1317 code for a protein of 438 amino acids.
AUGCAGCCGAUGAAAUCGUUCUACCUGUUUUCGAAGCUGUUCGGCCUGUGCCCGUAUUCGCUCGAUACGACGGUGCCGGUCAAUACGCGGGCCAGCUACGUGAAGCAGCUGCUACCGACCUACACGGUCCUGCUGCUCUACUCGUCCUGCUUGGUGAGCAUCUUCUGGCAGAGUGGCAACACGUCCGACAUUUCCAACGCCGCUAAUUGGAUACAGUUCAUUCCCAACUCGUUCGCGUACAUAUUUUCGCUCGUCUUUGCCAUCCGGCACCGAACGAUGGCAAACGAGAUCCUGACCACGUUCGCCAUCUGCGAUGAUAAGCUGCGAACGCAGUUCGGCAUUUCCUUCACGAUGCCAAACGUCAAAAUGAGACGUGUGUCCAUCCUAGCGUGUAUUGUCACCAUGACCUGUGGCAGCACAAUCGGUGCGCUAACUUAUUUGAUCGGAGUUAAUUGGAACCGUAUAUGGACGUUGCUUUAUUGGAUUGCUUUCUGCAUGCCAAAGUUUGGAUUGCUGUUGUUCAGUUUCCAGUUCGCCGGCUGCAUCCUGUAUCUGUCGGAUCGUUCCAUGCUGCUGCUGAGAGGCAUGAAUAAUUUUCCGGUCGGCGGGGAAAGCUUGGCCCUGCAACCGCAGGCCCACGGGCACGCCCAGUACAAAACGCUCAACAUGGCGAUGGGUGGCAACCAUCUGCCGAGCAUGCACGAGGGCAAACUGAACCGACUAACCACGCUCGCCACCAUCAAGAUCCGGGCGAUCAGUCCGCUCGACUCGAUACAGCACAUCCGCGAGGUGGUCGAAAUGCUGCAGGACCUGUCGGUCAAGAUAAACCACUGCUUCGGCAAGCAGGCCAUCUUCUCGCUGCUGUCCGCGUUUACCUGCGUCACCGUGCAGCUGUACUACAUGCUCAACCACAUCAAGUCCGGCUUUACCGCGUCCCGGUCCGAAAUCUAUGCGCUCGCCUCCUGCAGCCUGCUGUUUCUGCACGGUAUCGAGUUUUGGUCGCUGUUUACCAGCGGCGAAAACGUACGGCUCAAGUGGAAAAAGGUGAUCAAUUUCCUGUUCUUCAUGAAAUCCAAAUCGGUUGACGAUGACUUUCGGAAUAAGGUGGACGAUCUGAUUUCGUUCAUGGUGACAAAUCCACUCGAGUUCAACGCGUACGGUCUGUUUCCCAUCGAUCUGUCCGUGCUGACGGGGAUAGCUUCCUCCAUCACGACGUACCUGAUCGUUUUGAUACAGUUCAAAAUUUCCGAGGAACAAUCCAGCGGCUAUGACGACGAUUCGGAGGACAAAAGUCAAAUCCAGUACUCGGCACACUAA